Molecule: messenger RNA, 1140 nt
Organism: Alternaria viburni
Lineage: Eukaryota; Fungi; Ascomycota; Dothideomycetes; Pleosporales; Pleosporaceae
Exons: 2
Coding region: 1-1140 (379 amino acids)
Source: RefSeq, a predicted model, not a curated record
AUGCAGUACGAGCCUCUCGACAUGACGAAGAACGAGAUUCGUGUUCUCGAGUUUCUUGAUCUUCCUAGCCCAGUCUCAACCGAAGGCAUCAUUCGAUGCUCUAUCAGAAACGUCUCGCUGGGAACUCCUCGCCAAUCCUACUUCAGGGGUCGGAAGCUUCCAUCAAUAUGGGACAAAUAUACCAAGUCUGUGGAUUCGCGACACUUGACCCUUGAACAAACGACACAUGCUGGUCUACAUGGGACUCCGGGCAGCGGCUCUCGUUACGACUGGGGAGAUUUUGAAGCCCUGUCAUACACAUGGGGUGAUACAAGCGAGACAAAGACUAUCCAAAUAAACGGUGUUCACAAGGACGUUCCACGCAAUCUCGAAGAAGCCUUGAGAGCCUUGCGAAACCUGGAAGAGACCCUUUCCGGUAUGUGCUACUGGAUAGACUCAUUGUGCAUCGACCAAGAGAAUAUCGAAGAGCGAAAUGAACAGGUCAAACGCAUGAAAGAGAUAUACGGUCGAGCUAGAGCUGUUAUAGUAUGGCUGGGUCAAGAAGAGGAACAGGAUGGAAUCGCUGUUCAGAUAAUGCAACAAUUAUGUAACGGUGCGGAAGGCAAAUACCCUCGAAACGACAUGGUUCGUCGCGAAUGGCCCGCCAUCAUCCCUUUUGCACAAAAGCCAUAUUGGAGCCGGUGCUGGAUCAUCCAGGAGCUCGCCAUGAACCACAAUGCGACUCUUUUUCUGUGCGGAGAGUUUGAGCUGACGAGGAAAAUGAUAGAAUCUGGCGCCAGAUGGGGUCUACGGUUAUCACAGGACUCCGAGGAUAUCAACCAUCAGUCCGACCACAAGUUGCAACUUGGUGCGUGGGCCAUGGUCACCCACAUGGAUAAUCUCAUAGCUAUUGAACAUAAGGGAAAUUAUAGAAUGGGCGUAGACUCUCUCCUGCAUCUUAUCCGUCGAGCCGGCGCAACUGAUGAGAAGGAUAAAAUUUAUAGCAUACUCGGCCUGUUAGAUCCUGCGAUCUCCGCAGGUGUCACACCAGACUACUCGCUCUCGGUGCAGCAAGUGUAUACGGAAUUUAUGAAGUCGGCUAUUAAUGGAUCGGGAAUAUUGGAUCAGGUCGUCUUUGCAGCGGUCAAACAGAAGGAGUAA